UAAUAAUAAUAAUAAUAAUAUAUAACCAUAGGAGAUUAUUUUUGUUCCGCUACAGCAUUCGUUUGUAUUACUUAGCAGAACAUGGCUAACAGGCAACUGCGAAGUGAAGUUUUGAAACGCGCCCUGAAGGCAUGCAUCGUCCAACCGGUAAUAAGAAAAUAUCAGGUAGUAGCCGUUCGUGCGAUGUGGGGAAGUGAUGUUGAUGCCCGCGAGGUCAUUUGGGGCAAGAGAAUGCAGAUGGAGAACAUAUUGCUUAGCAACGAACAAGUAUCCUGUUUUUUUUCUUGUAUUACCUAUAUGGCCAGACCUCGUAAGAGAAAGUCGAUGAGGAAUGAAGGGGAGGAAGAAGAAGGAGCCGACUCUAGCAGUGAAGGUGAUAACAGAAACGGCGCAAAUGCGCCUGAAACAUUUCCUGGCAUUUCUUUCUGGAUCGCGUGCGACUUGCCAAACUGUACCUUAAGUCAAUUUGAAACAAAUUUGUCGAAGUCUUUUAUGCAAGCCGGGUUGAAUUUAACAACGUGCAAUGCUAUACAGACAAGAGGUAAAUACUUGAACCUUUUAGUACUUGAAAUACUGUCAAUGUUUUUCGAAUAUUUUACGCCACAUUUGAUAUUUGUAGGCAAAACCAGUGCAUUGCAAGCAUUCUCAGGAUCGUUAUACCAAGUCUUGAAAGACCACAAUAGGGAAGAAGCAAAACGGAUAGUUGAGAUAUCCCAUCGCACAAUGAUUAGGAGUGCAGCUAGAGAUGAAGGUGUUCAACUUGACCACGUUGCUGUAAUGGAAAGCGAACAGUACUCGAUGAAACCCUGUCAGUUAAUUCUAACAAAAAAUAUUGAUAAAGAGGUAUAUCAAGAUGUAAUUCGUGGUUUAUCCGAAAUCAGAUUUACAUCGCUUGAUUUAAAAGUAAUUGAUAAAUCGGAAGGCACAGAAGUAACUAUUCCCGUUAAGCCAACUAACAAACUUUGUCAAUCCGUGGAUAUAGUUCGAAGGAUGAUGGAGAGGAAUAGCUUUGGACUGUGCAAUGGAGGUGUAUACAAAAAAAUAGGAGAAAGCAGAUAUACAUACGUUUACUGUUGUUCGGUGAAAAGCUAUCUCUAUCGCUCGUUGAAAAACAAAGCAAUCGCCAACGAAAUUACGCCAAAUUUACGAGAGUUGGUAUUUUUGCUGUCGGACGGCGAGUGUCAAAUAAUUGAUCAAAUAACUCUGGAUUACAAUUACAUUGAAUGCUUGCCAAAUGGAGUUUGUUAUAACAUCGCCAAAAAAUGUUUCGAUGUCAAGCCAAAUUUAAAGGGAUCUCCCCGAGCAUUCGUACGGUACUUUCAUCGUGAGGGAAAAAAUCCCGAACCAAAGCCAUUUAUAGAAGGUGUCGAAAAUAGUUUCCCAGAUAGAAAUGUGCGGUUGCGUUUUUAUCAAAAAUGGUACCAAAUUUUGCUCGCCGGUCAGUAUCCCAUGAAAGAAAAGAAAUUGUUGCUGGUAGGUCCUCCUGAUAGUGGAAAGACUAGUUGGUUUGCUCCAUUUCAAGGUAAUUAAAUAAAGUUCGUGAAAACUUCUGACUUUUAGACGGCACUUACUGACAUACAUUUGUCCUUUUAGGCAUUAUUCCAGAAAUGUACAUUGCUGGCGUGGUUCGGGAUGGUCGAUUCUCAGGCCACCUGAUAAAUAGAAAUACACAAGUCGUAUUUAUGGAUGAAUGGACUAGCGACAGUCUAUGUUGUGAAGAUGCAAAAAGAAUAUUGCAAGGUAAGUCGAUGUCGAUGCAGUACAUGAACAUUUACUUUGAAUAAAAUGUGGCAAUGUGCAGAUGGGAUACCACUUUCUCUUAUAGGCGGCUUGGUUAUGAUCCCGCAAAAACACAAAGAACCGGCCCGUUUUCAAUACAAUUCGGGUUUUUUUAUAACAACUAAUAUAAUGCCGGACUUCGGAAAUGGUGUAGAUGGUGAGGCUAUCCUGCGUCGUCUUGAAGUUUUCGAAACUAAGACACUUCGAGUGAAGGACAAUAGCAUAACAAGUAAGUAUCUCAUGAGAAUAAAUGAUAACAAUGGUGUAAAUCAAUAUGCAUAAAAAUAAGUAAUGACUUUUUUCCCGUAGAGUGGAUGAGAAUGCACUGCAUGGAAAUAUUUGUGUACGUUGCCAGCCAGUUGAAAGACAUCUCGCUUUUCACCAGCGAAACCAAUGUUGCGAAGAAAAAUCAAGUAGGCGCUGUGUACAACGACGUUGAUUGCGAUCCG
This is a messenger RNA of Hydractinia symbiolongicarpus, 2228 nucleotides long. RefSeq lists its product as uncharacterized. The record is from RefSeq and is a predicted model, not a curated record. The transcript has 3 exons. Bases 82 to 1530 code for a protein of 482 amino acids. Lineage: Eukaryota; Metazoa; Cnidaria; Hydrozoa; Anthoathecata; Hydractiniidae.